Setaria italica (foxtail millet) is the source of this 1786-nucleotide messenger RNA. RefSeq names its product septum-promoting GTP-binding protein 1. The record is from RefSeq and is a predicted model, not a curated record. Lineage: Eukaryota; Viridiplantae; Streptophyta; Magnoliopsida; Poales; Poaceae. Gene Ontology annotation, molecular function: GTP binding; GTPase activity. The transcript has 6 exons. The coding region runs from base 416 to 1246 and encodes 276 amino acids.
CGCGAGCGCGAGCGCCGCGGAUAACACCACAGCGAGCAAAGCAAAACCCACGCCGCGCGCGCCCGCCCGCCCGCGAUUAACCCGCCCAGCUCGAGGAAGGCGUGCGCCAUCCGUGUCCAUGGCGCCUCCGCUAUAAGGCGAAGGCGAGGGAGGAAAACCUCCAGCCCCAGCCAGCGAGAGCUUCGCGCGGCAGGCCACCAACCUAUUUUUGCACGCCCCGUCGCCCCGCCGCCGCUGCUUAUACGCCUCCGCGUCCGGGGCCCCUGCUCCCGUCUCUUCUUCUUCCUCUCCCUCUCACCUCCCGCUCCCGCGCCCACCGCCUCCUCCGCGCCCCCCGCACCAAGGCCAGCCUCCCCGCACGGCGCCGGCGGUGCAUGGGAGGCGGGACGACGGCGGUGACGACCACCGCGGCGCCAUGACCACCACCACCGCGGCGGCGGCCAUGAACGUGGCGGCGGUCGCGCAGCUCUGCGGCGGCGGCGGCCGGCGCGGCCGGAAGGCGCAGGGCCCCCGGGUCGACCUGCGCUGGGCGCGCCUGCUCCGCCUCGCCGUCGUCAGCCGGGUGCUCCGCAUCGUGCGGGACCAGCUGCUCGCGUGCUCCUCCUGCGGCGGCGGGGGAGGCGCGGGCGGCGGCGGGGGCCGGGGCGGCGGACGGUACCGCCGCCUCGGCCCGCCAGCGCACGCCGGGGGCGCCAUGCUGGCACCGGUCCAUAGGGGCGACGAGUGCGUCCCCGGCGCCGCCGGUGACGCGGCGCCUUGCGACGCCGCCGCCGCGGACGGCGAGAACGUUGUCAGCCUCAAGGUCAGCCUGCUCGGCGACUGCCAGAUCGGCAAGACCAGCUUCAUGGUUAAGUAUGUGGGAGAUGACGGGGAGGAGCAGAACGGCUUGCAGAUGACGGGCCUGAAUCUCAUGGACAAGACGAUGGCCGUCCGGGGAGCUAGGAUUGCCUACAGCAUCUGGGACGUCGCAGGAGACGUCCAGUCUGUCGAUCACAUCCCAAUCGCGUGCAAGGAUGCCGUUGCGAUCCUUUACAUGUUCGAUCUCACGAGCCGGUGCACGCUUAAUAAUAUUAUAGAUUGGUACGAGAGGGCGAGGAAAUGGAAUAAGACGGCUAUUCCAAUCCUAAUCGGGACAAAGUUUGAUGACUUUGCUCAGCUUCCUCUUGAAAUGCAAUGGGCCAUUGUUAACCAGGUGAAACAUUUUGGGCUUGUUUCCCAUACUCAGCCACAAAUCCAAGAAUUCUAGCACGAUUGCAUCCACAAGCACCUCGUCGGUUGGGCACUCCGCACUCCUGUGACAGUGACCGACAGAGCUGCGCUGUAGAGCCCCCAAAUCAGAACUUGAAUGGGGUACAGUGGACUAAUUAAGACUGUUGUCAACAGAGAGUGCUCACCUGUUAUUGCACAUUGAAGUCACUGGGCCUUAUGGUGUUGAUCGGAGCCAUUGUGAACUAGUAUUAGUAGGCCCAAACCACAUCAUUUGGAGGCGGAGACGAUGGGCGCCAUGAGCGACAAACUGAAGGGGUCAAACUUCAGAAAAACUUGGGAAUUGGGCAUGCAUUGUCAGGUUUUCAUAUUGUUGUCCACUUUGCCCAAGUGCCUCUAGAUCCGAAUUGGAGUGCACGUCAGUCUUCGUUGUGGGCCUUGUACUACAGGACGCAGAUUGAUGGUCACUCCUCACCGGACAUGCUAAAAGAAAAACCGAUGGCAACCUUGCAUCUAAUUGGAACUUUUCUUUUGUUGCAUUUGCAUAUUUCCUAACAAACUCGCGUGUGUUUUCUGUUGC